Molecule: messenger RNA, 2233 nt
Organism: Polistes canadensis
Lineage: Eukaryota; Metazoa; Arthropoda; Insecta; Hymenoptera; Vespidae
Gene: Tom70
Product: mitochondrial import receptor subunit TOM70
Exons: 8
Coding region: 378-2132 (584 amino acids)
Molecular function (GO): protein binding
Source: RefSeq, a predicted model, not a curated record
AACAGUGCAUAAAUCAUAACGUUGGAAAUCGUAUACCCAAGGAGGUGAAGUAGUUCACAGUAGAGACGAUUGUGAUUAAUUAUAGGGUGAAACGUAGUUGUAAAGGCGAUGUAAGUUCUUCUGUAUUAAAACUAAUUAAAAAAUUCAAACUGGAAUGAACUAGAAUAGAAGAUUUCUCUUUUCAUCUUUUAUACGAAUACAAUUAUUCCGCAUGACCACAAAACUCUGGUUAUUCAAACGCUCUCCAGCAGCGUAUCGGUGUGGGCAUCGGUAAAAGAGAAAAAGAAAAAGAGAAAGGAAGAAGGGUUAAUAAAGAAGAAAUAAAAAAAGAAGAAUUAUAUUUUGGAAAAUAAUUAAAUUAUUCUUGAUAAUAAAGUAUGUCAGCAGCAAAUAGUGUGGGUAGUGUAACCAGCAGUGCCUUACCAAAAUGGCAACUCGCUUUAGCGGUAGGAGCUCCGGUAGCUUUAGGACUUGGUUACAUGUAUUAUAAAAAUAAUAAAAAGCCAUGCUCGAAACCAGAACGUGGUAAAUCUAAAUAUGGCUUGCGAGAAAAUGGUACUAAUAAUAAGAACGAUAAGCAAAUUUCGAUCGAUGGAGAUUGCAACUCAAAACCCGAGAACACAUCACAAAUUGAGACUCCCUUAGAAAAGGCAAAAAAAUUUAAGGACGAAGGCAAUGUUCACUUUAAAAUAGGAAAAUAUGACGAAGCUAUAAACUUAUAUAAUAAUGCCAUUGAUGCUUGUCCAAAAGAUAAUAAAGAAGAAUUGGCUAUAUAUUAUCAAAACAGAGCUGCAGCUUACGAACAUUUGAAAAAAUAUAGUGCAGUAAAAGCAGAUUGUACGAAAGCAUUAGAAUUAAAUCCAAAAUAUGUUAAAGCAUUUUUGCGUAGAGCGCGAGCUUUAGAAUAUAGCAAUGAUUUAGAACAUGCCUUAGAAGAUGUUACUACUGCGUGUUUCUUGCAACGAUGUACCAAUCCAUCUGCCUUAACAAUAGCAGAUAGAGUUCUAAAACAACUUGGUAAGCAACGUGCUCAAGAACAUUGGGCAAAUAAAAAGUUAAUAAUGCCGAGCAAGCAUUUUAUCAAAAAAUACAUCAAUUCGUUUAAUAAUGGUCAAGUUUUUCUUAUAAAUAAAAUCUUGUGCCGUGAUAAUCUCUCUACAGGCUUUAAGAAAAUUGUAAAAGCAUUAGAUGAUCAAGAUUAUGAUAACAUAAUAUCACUUUGUACAAAUGAAAUUAAUAACAAACAGUCAGAAGAAGUCUUACCAUGGGAAAUGGAAACGUUACUUCUAAGAGCAACAUUUUAUUUACUCUUAGGGAAUCAUGAAGCAGCAUUAGAAGAUUUUGAAACAAUUAUAAAUUCACCUAAUGCAUCUACAGAAAUAAAAGUUAAUACUUUAAUUCAAAGAGCAAGCUUAUAUAUGCAACUUGAAAAUCCAGACAAAGGCUUCAUUGAUUUUGAUUUAGCUAUUAAUCUUGAUCCAAAUUGUAGUGAUAUCUAUCAUCAUAGAGGACAGGUAGAUUUGCUUAUGGACAAAAUGGAUGAAGCAAAAGAAGAUUAUCAAAAAGCUGUUGAUUUAAAUCCUGAUUUUGGAUUAACAAAUAUACAAAAAUGUUAUACGGAUUAUCGUUAUGCCAUGAACAAGAGGAAUGUACAAAUGGUAGAAGUUUGCUUAGAAAAUUUUAAAAAAAUAAUUGACAAAUUCCCUGACUGUCCUGAAUGCUAUACAUUGUACGCUGAGGUGUUGUCAGAAACAAUGGAUUAUGCUUCAGCAGAUAAAUAUUUUGCUAAAGCAAUUGAAAAAGAUCCAAAUAAUGCCACUACAUAUGUGCAUAGAGGAUUAAUGCACUUACAAUGGAAUAAUGACAUUAAUAAAGCUAUCGAAUACAUAAACGAAGCAUUGAAACUUGAUGACAAGUGCAAAUUUGGAUAUGAAACUUUAGGAACGAUAGAAGUACAAAGAGGAAAUUUAAAAGAAGCUAUAGAACUGUUUGAUAAAGCUAUAGCACUAGGUCGCACAUCAAUGGAACUCACACAUAUUUUCAGUUUAAGGGAUGGAGCAAAAGCGCAGAUUAUCAUAAGAGACAGAUUAGGAUUAGAUCCAGAUCUUAAAAAUUUUCUAAAUAUGCCAUAAAAUCUUUUACGUUUCUAUGUCACGAAAAUUGAAAUAGGUAUAAUGUAUAAAAUAAAAUUUGAAAAUGUAUUAAUUCUUUGCUCGAGCAACUGCAAAAAAAA